AUGGCAGAACUUUCAUCUCAGAAGGUUGAAAAUUCGAAUGAUCAAGAUCUCGACGAUGACGACGACGAAGUCAAUUCUUCGAAUAAAAUUACUCCAAAUGAUCACCAAUCGAUUUUUGACUGCAGUAACUCGUCAUCAAUAUCAGCAACGAAAGAUGAUUUCAAUGUCGAAAGUUUAAUCCAAUCCGAUUUGUGCACAUUUGUUCACACAUUAAUACCGAAAAAUUAUUCUCAAUUGAUUCAAUGUCAUCUGAAACGGCAUAAAGAUGGUCUAAACAAAAGUUUUUCUUUGUAUUUCACUGGAAAAGAUCCAGAUGACGAAGCAUUGCUGUUAACUGCACGAAAACAUACUACAUUGAGCGGCCAUACAGAAUUUCUCAUCGGAAUGAAUAUCGACACUCCAACAAAGAAUCUCAAUGAAGAAAAUUCCAUUGCAAAACUACGAACGACGAAAAUAUUUAGACAUGAAUAUAUUCUAUAUGAUUACGACAAAUCUUCUUCCACUAAUGAAUCAAAUAAACCUCAAUCACUUGCAAUUGUUUACGAUGAACAUAUCUUUGAAUCGAAAGAUCCGAGAGAGAUAACUGUUUUAUUACACAAUACUGGUGCCACUAUUCGAGAAUUUCAAAAUAAUGAAACAAUUAUCGAUGAAUGGCGAGCUGGACGUUCAAAUAGUUUACUUGAAUUUAAGAAUAAAUGUCCGAAAUUUAAUGAAGAAUCGAAGAUCUAUACUAUAGGUUUUCUUAAUAACCGUGUAAAACAACCAUCACAUAAAAAUUUUCAAAUAAUCUCAUCCAAUGAACAAGGCAAAGAAAUCGUCAUUUUGCAAUUUGGACGCAUCGAUGAAAAUGAUUUUGUUCUAGAUUUUCGAUAUCCAUUUACAACGAUCGAUGCAUUUGCUAUUGCAUUGAGUUCUUUUCAUAAUCGAAUUCGAAAAUGA
Molecule: messenger RNA, 939 nt
Organism: Adineta ricciae
Lineage: Eukaryota; Metazoa; Rotifera; Eurotatoria; Adinetida; Adinetidae
Source: the annotation of a GenBank genome assembly